GUUUUUGCCACACUCGCCGAGAGCCAGGUCAAAAUCCUAAAGGAGAUCCCACGAUCGGAGACGACGUGGGUGGACCAGCGCGUGCGUGUCGUGUCCGACUCCCUACGUGGGCUUGUCGAAGCAUGGCGCAAGCUACCAGCGGACCGCGGGAUUACGGACCCGUUGCAGGAGGAGGAGCUUUGGCAAGCGAUCCAGUUCGCAACUUAUCCGAGGAGAGUUGCAAGCGUGCAGAUUGCGGUGUAUGCGAACAAGGCGCACAAGAACUUGGAUCUACUGCAGAACCAUGCACCCUUCCCUGUCAAGAUUCUCCGUCAGGAGGGCGAGUGGAAGGGGACCUUGGACAAGCUGAUCGGCUACUGGUCUUACCUGAAGAUGGUGGACGACGAUGACUUGAUCGUUUUCCUGGAUGCCUUCGACGUUUUUCCCAAUGGUUUCGACGGCCACGAGCUACUCCGGCGGUUCUUCUCCUUCGGCACGCCCGUGGUAGUGGCUGCUGAGGAGAACAUUUUUCCGCGGGAGGUGAUGGAGCAAGCGACCGUGGCAGUGGAUCAGAUGCACGCCGUGGGCCUGGGAAAUGCUUCUGCUCCCUCGCGAUAUCUGAAUGCUGGUGGCAUCAUCGGCAUGGGAUGGGCUCUUCGCAAGAUCUACGAUGACAUGCGAUUGAACAUGGCUGCCAACAACCCUCAGCUCCUGAUGGCGCAUGCCGACGUUGUUGGGCACUGGUUCCUGCACUCCUACGACCAGUAUGAGCUGUGGCGAUAUUUCAUUCGCCAUGUCCGUGCUGUGGAGGAGGGCAGCGAGGAGAAGCUUGUAGCUUUGGAUACAGAGCAGAAGAUCUUUGGCUCGACCGUCUUCCAGAAGGCGAACUGGCCGGUUCUGCUGGAGACAGUGGAGCCUGGCAUCGCCUUCCGGAACGGAACGAAGAGUCACUCCAUCGACGUGGAUGUCCCCCUGGUCUUCGAUGCGCCCAUGUCCGUCUUUGAAACCUGGGGAUGUCGAGCACGCUUUCUCGGACGAAGGUACUUUCCCAUCUUCUGGCAUGGCCCUGUCCCCAGAUCAGGGCGCGCGGGGCAGAAGCUGUGGAGAGUGUUCGACAUGACACUGAGAACCUGGGCUAGUGGAACCAAUGGCCGCUUUGUCGAGGACUACGGAUUUUCGAUCCCGAUCACCAUCGGCGGGGUCCUGCAGCUCCAUUCCCAGAAAGCGGGUUAUGGUGCCAUCACGCAAUACAAGGAGUUGAAGAAGAGGCUGGCAGACUUGAACAGCGAGAGCAAAGAAGCCGAUGAAGUAAGGGCAGAACAGCAAAAGGCACUCUCCACCCACAUUCGCAGCAUGAUCGGGCUUUUCUUCCUGGGCUGCAUGAUCCCCGCAGCGCUGCGGAUCGUCUUGCAGAUGCCAUAUCCACUCCCUGCCACUCUGGUGGCUAUCUUCGCGCUUCAAUUCAUCGGGCAGCGGUAUACAAAAGUCAUCCAUUCGCGCCUCAACGGUGGCGUUCCAUCGGAGGAGUCAUUGCUGAACCGUGUCCGGGAGUGA
Messenger RNA from Symbiodinium sp. CCMP2456, 1533 nucleotides. NCBI's taxonomy places the organism in Eukaryota, Dinophyceae, Suessiales, Symbiodiniaceae. The record is from the annotation of a GenBank genome assembly.